AUCUUGAUCAAUAACCAUACACAGUAGGUAUAGGUCCCCAGCCCUUUACAGGCUCUCUCUCCCAGCUCCACAAAAACGACUAUGAUUUUUUUUCCUGUUCCUAUAAACUGCUCCAUUUUGUGAACAUUAUUAAAAACUUCUCUUUCAUUUCAUUGAUAAUGCGAUUCCUGCUCGUGUAUCAGAUUCCAGCUGGGUGAAAGAGAAUAUACGAGGCCCUACUCUUAGCGUUUUGUCAAUAUCAAUAUUGGAUUGCGAAUAAGCCUACUGUCUUUUUGAGUUGGAAUCUGAUUCAGCCCCAAACUCGUUUGUCCAUUGAUUCAGUAUAUUUAAUGGCGUUAGCAUAAAAUGAUAUUGAGAAUUUUUCAAUCCAAUUUGAAGGGUUUCGGUGCCCUGAAAUCCUCACUGUAUAUGCAAAUGGCUUUACAUCACCCACUGCUGGGAAUAAAAUCAACUUUUCUGGGUAUCAUCAAUAAAAAAAUUCUUUCUGUAAAUCAUAAAACCCACCUUCAAGAAAUAUGGGGCUCUACUACUAACUCAAUGUGUAUAUUCCAUAGAGGCCUGCAUUCUGUAAAUAAUACUACCCACAAUCAUAAAAUAUGGACCUCUAAAAUUUCACGGCCUUGUUUGGAGAAUAAUAAGUCAAUUGAAUCGUUGCUUGGGCAUAAGCAUAGUAGGGUUUCCCUAGUUGGAGAAUCGAUACACACAACAGCAGCCGAUCAUAUUACUGCUUUCGAAAGUUCUAGUAUCAUUGCAUCGGAGGCCAAUGAAGACGAGCUUGCCAUAUCUACAGAUAGAUUCAGUACUGGGACUCCUGUGGGAUAUCAAAGCAAUCGGCUGCAGUCCGGAAAGCUUGUUGUUGCUGUUGACAUUGAUGAAGUUCUUGGCAGUUUUCUCUUAGCUUUGAACACAUUCAUAGCUGAACGCUACUCUCUAAAUUGCACAGUUGCAGAAUACCACAUCUAUAAUUUUGAUAAGGUUUGGAAGUGUUCUCUUUCAGAAGCUAGUACUCGUGUACAUGAGUUCUUUAAAUCUGGCCAUUUCAGAAAGGGGAUCCAACCGAUUCCGGGUGCAUACCAAACACUCAUUCAACUGGCACCAUUGUGUCAUUUCUCAGUUGUAACGUCACGACAAAAUAUAAUCAGGGAGCAUACAAUUGAAUGGAUUGAGAGGCAUUAUCCAGGUUUGUUCAGAGAAAUUCAUUUUGGAAAUCACUUUGCCAUUGAUGGAGUAGCAAGGUCAAAAUCAGAAAUUUGCAAGUCAUUUGGAGCACAAAUUUUAAUAGAUGACAAUCCAAGAUAUGCAUUGGAUUGUGCAGAAAAUGGUAUUGAGGUUCUUCUUUUUGACUAUCAAAAUGGCUACCCAUGGUGCAAAACAGAUGACAUUUCUUUACAUCCCUUGAUAAAAAAAGUUCAUUGUUGGCAAGAAGUUCAGCAACAUUUAGCAGCUCGUGUCUUAUCAUAACUCUUUAACUUGUUUGAUUCAUGAACUGUUGACUCCCCAUCAUGCAAUAGUUCAGGUGAUCCACAGUGUGGAUAGAUUGGUCCUUCUUUAUAAAUUUUAUUAUUACUAACCUUAACUUUUAAUGUGUACUUGUUGCCAGCUUAGGUAGUACCAUA
Cryptomeria japonica (Japanese cedar) is the source of this 1616-nucleotide messenger RNA. RefSeq lists its product as uncharacterized. The record is from RefSeq and is a predicted model, not a curated record. The transcript is spliced from 6 exons. Bases 346 to 1461 code for a protein of 371 amino acids. Lineage: Eukaryota; Viridiplantae; Streptophyta; Pinopsida; Cupressales; Cupressaceae. Gene Ontology annotation, molecular function: 5'-nucleotidase activity. Gene Ontology annotation, biological process: deoxyribonucleotide catabolic process.